This is a messenger RNA of Aedes albopictus (Asian tiger mosquito), 780 nucleotides long. RefSeq lists its product as uncharacterized. Gene Ontology annotation, molecular function: RNA binding. The transcript is spliced from 2 exons. The record is from RefSeq and is a predicted model, not a curated record. NCBI's taxonomy places the organism in Eukaryota, Metazoa, Arthropoda, Insecta, Diptera, Culicidae. Gene Ontology annotation, cellular component: ribonucleoprotein complex. Bases 58 to 462 code for a protein of 134 amino acids.
GGAACGGGAGCUGCCGAGUGCACGGCAGUGAAACAGUCAACACAGCGUGUCGAAACCAUGAUGAUCCGCCCUCAAGACCGCCUCCAGCAGAUGAGCAGGCCGGAAUCGGCAAACCUGUUCGUCAAGAACCUGGCCGGCACCAUCGGUGACGACAGAUUGCGCGAAAUGUUCGCCCCUUUCGGGACCAUCACUUCCGCUAAGGUAGCUCGAAGCGAAAGCGGCGAGUCGAAAAGGUACGGAUUCGUGUGCUUUGGUACGGAUGCGGACGCUGCCCGGAAAGCAAUGUUCUACAUGAACGGGCGGCUCAUCGCUGGAAAGCCAAUCUACGUGAACGUAGCACAGAAGAAGGAGCAAAGGACAAAGCUGCUGGCUGCACAGUUCAGCAAAUCGCAAGAUACCCCGGAUGAGCGGGAUGAACCCAAAGUGUCAGGUUUGGUCGGAGAUGACCAAGUUAUGCUGUAAAGGUAUAACCAUUUUUUAACGUUUACUCUAUGAGCUGGAUCUACAAAGAGGUUAUGGACAUAAUUUUGAGAAUUUGUUGUAAUGUCUCAGGUUUUAAUCAUUGGUUGCAAAAAACCAAACUUUGUGUAACUCUCGAUUAUGUUUCUUGAAUUUGUUCUAUGUUAUGAAUGUAAAUGAAUCAUUUAGUAGUUCACUUAAUUACAGUAAUAAAACAUGACUAAUUAAGAAGCCCAUUAAAGAAUAAUUCCUUUGCAUCUUUAUUAGUUUAUUCAAUGUGUCUGACCUGAUACAAAAUUUUCAAUUAACUCGACGUAUAUA